AUGCCGUCCUACUCACUGGAUGUUAGGAGAAUUAAUGAGCUAACGUCUGAAAAGGCCUAUGAGUUCCUGUGGGACAAGAGCGCAGCUGCACGCGCAGGACGCCCCGUCGAGUCCUGGGCCCCUUCUCCCUCUCCGCCAGAGCACACCGCACCUGAACCCCACCCUGGGCGCCCCAUUGUUCUCCCUCUGCUUUCCUUCCCGGAGGAGGCCACCCCGUGUCCUUCCAUAGAAUUAGAGGGCCAGGAAACAGCUGUGGGCCCGAGAGAUGGAGGGGGUGUGGGUGAACACCAGGAAGACCUGGAUUCCACUUUGCCCACAGGUACGAGGGAGCUGGGGCAAAGUAAGAGCAACUUAGUUUCGUGCCCUCUACUCUCCUACCCACCCUCGAAGCAACUGCGGCGUCUCGACCACCCCGCGCGACCUCCAACGUGCGCGGUUCUCAACGCAACACCGCCUCGCCCCGAGAAGAGAGAGAACACAGAUUUCCACCCCCCCGCCCCGACCCGUGUCCCCUCAGGUUGCGGCGGGGCCACGGGGACCCUGGGCACAAAAGACCGAGCGGGCAGAGAAGGGGAGAGAGGAAAAGCUCUAGAGCUACCUCUCCAGGCGCCACUCCGCCUCCUCGUCGUCCUCCCACUCCGGCGACGCUUCGGGACGCCGGCUCUCCGCGAGGCUGAGGGGCUCCGCACCGCUGCUCGGUGGACAACACUGCUGGCGGACGCUACCCCGCUGCUGCCGGUCCCUCGCGCUCGCGCUCUCACACCGCCUCCACGCGCCGCCGACCGGCUCCCGUGCGCGCCCGGCUGCAGAGUGCGCGGCAGCUGCGGAGCGCUGCUCUGCGGCUGGAGGCGCCCGGCCACUCCCCUCUCCCCCGCCGGCGGAGGGGCCGGCCGAGGGGCGGGGGCGGCGACCUCGCAGCCUGGGAUUCGCCCCUGAGCGCAACUGCAGGACCGGGAGCCACCGCCUCCCGGCCGACUCACCUCCGGCCGCCGGGUGCUGGCUGCACAGCGCCCCCAGGUUGUGAAAGGAGCUACAGCUUUCACCUGGCCCUCUCUUGGAACAGUCAUCCUUGGAAUUCAGCAGCCAUGCUAGGAGGAAGCUCAAGCUACGUGGAAGAUCAUGUAUAUGUAUUCCAGCUGAUGAUACCAGCUGAGGAUCCAGUCUACAACCAGAUGAACUCCAGACAUGUGAAAGAGAUGCUGGUACUGCAGAGAGCAUGCGAUGCUAUUCCUACCUUAAAGAGUUUCUGAUCAUCAGAGAAUAAUCAGAGUUAUCAGCUCAGUGGUUCAUGUCUCUUCUAAAGCUCCUUAAGAAGAUGAGAACACAGGUUCAGCGAGGCUAAAUAGCUUGUCCAAGGUCAUGCAGCCAGCAAAUGGUAAGUCUGGAAUUUGAACUUGAGAUGUUUAAAUCCAAAAUCUAAGUUUUUAACCACCACACCAUACUGCCUCCCUAAAAUAUAAUAUAGAAAUAAUAGUGUAUGUUAUUUUUAUUAAAAUAAUGAAAAUAUUGUUAAAUAUAAAUAGUGGAAAUAUUUGAGAGCACAGAGGAAAUAGUUGGCCAACUGCCAGAGGGAAAAAGGAGAGCUUCAGUGAGGAGGUGACAUUUGAAUUAAUCAAUAGAACUAUUCUUAUGGAUUGGUCAUGGAUUAGAUUCAAAGGCACAUUUUGUUUGGUUUCCCACCCCACCCAGCUACCAGAAACCUAAUUUUCAACUUUUUCUAACUGCAAUACAAUUUCAAAAUUCUUUCAUCAGUGUACUAUAUUUGGUCACUGAAUAUGUUUAGUCACGGAAACUCUCAAAUUCCACCAGAUCCCCUUUUUAGGAGAAAGCAAAAACCACACACACACACACACACACACACACACACACCCUAGUAUAUCAGGGUUUUCUUUAAAUAACAAACUCCAAUCCAUCAUGAUACAUUUUUACAAUGCAGAAGUAGUGAUAUACACCAAAGUGUCAGCAUCGAUUACUUCUAAUUUUCCAGGUUCUGAGUUUAUGGGUGCAAUUUGUUUACUUCUAAAUGUUGCAAGUUCUAUCAAAUAAGUAUUUGUCAUUUUGGCAAUCAGUUUAUACGUGUAUUUAAAAUAGCAGCAAUAUAGCCUCCUAGCUGCUAUCCUAAAGUCAAAGUUAAUGCAUGUACAAUUCAUGCUGCUACAUUUUGUCCACAUCUCCAAUAACAAGUCCUUAAUGACAAGGGCUGCAUCCCCAGGAAGAAACGGAAGGAGUCUUUGCACAUGGUGGGUGUUUGGCAAAUUCUUGCUAUCUCUUAAUGUGAAAAAUGAAUACUCGGGGGAACUUUUACAACUUACAAAUGAAGUCAGGGCUGAGAGACUCAUGAUUCUCUGGCCAAUAACAUGGAAAAAAAAUAAUCAUGCACAUCCUAUUCCAUCCUGUUCUCUCAAAAAUUCCAUCCUGUUAUGUAUAAGGUGCUCAGUAGGAAGAAAAGAGGGCAGGGAGGGGCUACAAUCCAGCCUUAAAAAUCUUGCAGUUCAGCUGUAGAGACCAGACAUUAAUGCAGGAAAAGAUCACUAGCAAACCUGUAAAGAAUAUGCAUCUCUGUUCAUAAACCCAAGUGUGUGAGAAAUGUGAGUUUUAUUUCUCAGUAAAUAAAAAAGUUACUUUUUUUUUUUUCUGCACACACAACAUGUGGAAGUUUCCGGGCCAGGGAUCAAAACUGAGCCACAGCAGUGAAGCCCUAACCAACCACUAGGUCACCAGGUAAACUCCCUCCAUUUCCUUAAUAUAGAAAAUAAUGAAUGUCUAAAAUUGAUAUAAGGUUCAGUUUCUUCCAAGAGGCAAAAACAUAAUCUUAGACAAUUCAAAGAUCCUUUCUCCUCAUCCAUAGUAUCAGCUCUAAGUUUAAGGAGUGCAAAUGAUGGGAGGAAGAAUGGAGAUCAGGCAGGUGCCCAAGAUGACAUCACUGAGAUCUAUUGUCUUAUCUGGCCCUUGGAGAUUGGGCUGCCAGAUGGCUGCUUAGAUGGACCUUGGUGCUACUCAAAAGCCCCCUUAAGAUCGGUGACUGUCCUUGCUACCAAAGCUCUCCUUGAAGCCCCUGCAUGUCAGAGAUGGGGGGCUGUGCAAAGGCUUUUGGCUCCUCGUGAGCAUACUAGAAUCAUUUCCUAGAGCUGCAUCCAGUUAGGCUGGGGGCUCUCUGUGUGGCGGCCUCAACCCGGUGAAUUGAGACAAACUCCAUAGCCAUUUCUGUUCUGACAUCUUGAAGCUUCCUUAAGCUCUCCUACAAUGAGGGGCGGUUACUCCCACGUACCUGGGAUUUCUCUUGUCUCAUAUCCAGCAGUUGGAUGAGGGGUGGGGACAAGAUGUCUUUUUUUCCAGGAGCAAACUAGCAGCUCAUGUAUUCUGUAUCCCCUCUCAGGGAACAUUUCUUGACCCAUUACACAAUCCUUUGGGGUGGAGAAUCUUGUUCUGGCAUCAUUCUCUCAAAUCCAUUACCUUGUUCCCUGUGGAGUGUGUUCAUUUGAACUCAGGAAAAUACUUCUCUUUUGUUUGAGUCAGUGGAUGGCUCAUACUCUGGCUGCAAAAUGGGAGAAGAUCUGGAGGGUUGCAAGAAAACAUAUGAAAAAAAUCCUGAGUUAAUAGGUCAAAGUAUCUUGCUACCAAUUGAUAAUAAAGGAAGAGAUGGGCUGGUCUAUUCCUGAAUCUGGCCUGGGGCCGGCUGGGGAUGUGUUUGAAAAAUGAGCCUUCUCUUUACCCAGUCAUGCAGUCCAUACUCAAGGAUGUGCAGGGGUUGUUUUGCACAUGACACCCUCCCUUGGUGGACAGGCACAUAGGAUGCUGGAACUUCCACAAUGGCCAGGCAGGAGGAGAGACCAGAAUAGAGUAAAGUUUCAUGUUUUGGAAAAGGGCCCAUCUUGCCCUGUCACCACCCUCCUUCUAUAGAAAAAACCCCAGGGAAGACUUCUGGGUAUGAGACCUCCAUGCUGUGUUGCCUCCUGUUUUGUAUCACUAUUCCCUUCAUGUUUGUGUCUUUUUUGCUAUCAGUCAUGACAGCUGGUGUCAUUCACUCAUCAUGACAUACAUGCAAAUGUCACAAAGGUGUAAAGUAUAAUAAACACAUAUUAUAAAUACGGAUACUGUUAUGCUUAGCAGGCCCAACCAAUGACUUUGAGCAAGUCACUUAAGCUCUUUAUUUAUCCACUCAUUUAACAAAUAUUAAAAAUAUUAUCUUUAUUUAUUUAAAACAUUAAAAUGUUUCUUAUUUCCUUUUUUGGCUGCACCCGAGGUAUGUGUAAGUUCCCAGGCUACAGAUCAUAUCUGUGCCACAGCAGCUACCCAAGCGACAACUCUGGAUUCUUAAACCGCUGCACCGUAAGAAAACGCCUUUAUUUAUUUAUUUUUGAAGUAUAAUUAAUUUACAAAGUUGUAUCAGUUUCAGGUGUACAGGA
Messenger RNA from Sus scrofa (pig), 4406 nucleotides. NCBI's taxonomy places the organism in Eukaryota, Metazoa, Chordata, Mammalia, Artiodactyla, Suidae. The record is from RefSeq and is a predicted model, not a curated record.